AUGGCCCCGUCUAGUCAAGCCAGAACUAAAGCCGCCGACGGUCCGCAGCGGUCGGCAGCAAGCGAUCGGGGGGAGGAGGCCAGGUCGACGAGGGCUGGAUGGACGCGAGUGAGGGAGUACGUAGAGGGCGUCGAUGACGCGCGGGGGGCCGGUGACGUCGCGCGCUUAGUGCCCCAGACGUCGAGGUCUCGCGGCAAUGAACGCGGGCCCGUAGUCUUCGGCGCGAGUCUCGCGCAGGGCGUCCGAAGCGCGCGCGCCCUGACACGCAGCAGCGCACCCGCCCUUGGCGCGCGGGCGCAGGACGCCGUCGCGCGGCGCUCCUCUGCGCUCCCCGGAGAAUGGAGCGCGUCCGGGGGUCUCGGGGCAAACGGCCUCGAAUGGCUCGCGGCGUUGAGUAAUAACAAGUGCUGUUUUAGCGGCGUGGCGGCGUGGCUGGCGGGAGGUGCUUGGGGUUGCGCGGGUUUGGACGCGGAGGAGGAGGAAGAGAGAUCACGGGGGAAGAGGAUCGAGAUGCGCAUGCGCGGGAUCUUGGCCAUUGUCAGAGAAGAAGAGAUCACGCUCGACGGUCGAGAUGCCCCUGGAGACGGAGAGCGACGGGAAAUGAAAAAGGACGGCAGGGGACGACAGGGGACGACGGGGGAUGAUGUGCGUCGAGGCUCGUCGGGGGUCGGAGUCGGAGGGGCCGCGGGGGGCCACGCCGGGACCGAUCGGGGGGUGCAGGCGCGGGCUCAGGCUGGGGAGCGAGCCUGUGGCGGGGAGAGCUUCCAAAGACUGGAGCGAAGCCGGGACCUGUCGAGGCUGGCACGGCCGGAAAGGAAUAGGAGUCUGCAGGAGUCCGCGGGUUCGAGAGGAGGUGGCGGUGGCGGUGGCAGUGGCGGGGGUCCUGCGGUGGGGAUGCCGGGGCGGGCGGACCCCGGCGCGUGGGAGGGCAGGGAGGGGGGGCAGGGAGGGUGGGCGGAUGAGGGGGGGGAGAGAUGGGACGAGACGGGGAUCGGUGGGGCGCCGCUCCCUGCGCUCUCCCACAACACAAUGGCUGCCGUCGUCCACCGCCAGCCCCUCCACGCCCACAGCCGCGACUCGCCUGCACCCGGCAUCCUCCUCAGCCCCCGCCCGUCGCCGUCCUGCGCCCCGCUGCCCGCCCCGGCCCCUUACCGCUCUCCGCUCCCCCAGCACUCCUCCACACACUCCUCCACCCACUCCCUCUCCACCGUCUCGUCCCCCUCGGACUCAGACGACACCCUCGCGUCCUCCUCCACAAAAACGACCCCGCCCCCGAGCACCCACCGCUCCUCCCCGCCCUCCGCACACCCCGACCCCCCGUCCUCCCAUCCCCCCCACACCGCCUCCGACCUCUCCGCAGCCACAGGUCGCCGCAUACGCUUCGCCCCGCUCCCAGACCCCCGCCGCCUCGUCCUGGUGACAGAGCAUGGCGACGAGCUCCCCCUCCUCCCCGCCGUCUUCGACGACGACCCCGACGACCCCGCCGCCCUUCCGGCCACUCUUCCCCCCUCCGACUCCUCUCACAGCCCCUCUCCCGCCCUCGCCCCCACCCGCUGCCAGUGCCCGCCCCCGCUCCUCCUGCUUGGCCGCUCCCCCGCCGACUGCCCAUGCCGCUCCCGCCCAACCAUCACCACACCCACCGCCGACAGCACCGCCCACCCCCACCCCCACGCCCCGCCGUCCCCGGGCAUCAGCACCUCCCUGCCCCCCUCCCCAACCUCCACCGCCCGCAACGCCUCCCCCCACGCCUCCACCCGCCGCCCCUCCUCCUCUUCCGGCCACCCCACCGCCGCCGCCGCCCUCGCCAAAAAACUCUUCAAGCCCUUCCUCCGCUCCACCCACCACCAGGACGACCUCCUCGGCACCGGCCUCGGCCUCUUCCGCUCCUCCUCCCGCGACAGCAGCCGCACCCGCGACGACUGGGGCUCGCCCCUCGGCCGCUGGGCCAGCGAGUCCGCCACCCCAGCCGCAGCCGCAGCCGAGGGCUCCGCCCCGACCGCCCGCCGCGGCAGCGCCUCGAGCACCACCAAGGGCGCCCCGCUCGCCCGCGCCCAGUCCGCCCAGUCCGCGCCCUCGUCCCCGCGCCGCACCACGCGCCUGCUCAACGGCCGCGUCUACGGCGCCCCGCGGCGCCCCGUCCAGCCGAAGAACGCGUUUGCGAACGUGCGCGACGAGGAGCCCGAGUUUGUCGAGUGGGGGUACGGCGGGAUGGGCAGCGUGCGCGCGAAUCGCGCCGCGGGUGCCGGGGUUGGUGGGGCGCAGGCGCCGGCGAGCGUGUGGAGUCGCUUGCAGAGCGACGACAAGGUCGUCGUGGGCGCGUGGGGGAGCGCGCGCGGCGCUGCGGGCGAGACGACGGACGGGGAACGAGACGAGCGGGGGAGGACGGUCAGGAGAGCCGGCGGCGGCGGGGGGGCGGUCGAAGACGAUAACGACGGGAGCGGGAUGGCGUGGGUGCGGAGGAGGAAGGAGGAGAAGAUGCGCCGGGAGCGCGAGGCGGAGGAGAAGGCAAAGGCGCCGGACAACGCGCGGCCCCCGUCGACCAGCCCGACGCCCGGCGACGAGCAGCCCGGGCGCACGACGCCGCGCCCGAGCGCGCUCGCGUCUGUGCCCGAGUCGCGCGAUGCCGACGUCGACGCCGUGUCGGUCGUGCCCGACGACGUGCCCGCGCUGGACUUCGACGAGGCCGAGGGCCCCCCUGCCGCGGACGAGUCUACGCACGCGGGGGUGCACGCGGACCAUGUCUACACCGCCGUGAGCGUCCCCGCGCCGCACUACCACCAUCACCACCACCACCACCACCACCAUCCCCAUCCGCAUCACCACCAUUCGCACUCGCACUCGCACUCGCACUCGCAUUCGCACUCGCGUGCGCACUCGAUUGACGCCGCCGUUGCCGCGGCGCACGCGCACGCCCCACAAGCGGCCGCGUCCGCGUCCGCGUCCGUGUCCGCGGCGGCUGGGAUAACCCCUGUUUCGGCGGCUACAGCGACCCCUAAUGGGGUCCCGGAGGCCCUCGAGGCGGCGACGCCGGCCGCGGCGGAGGCGGUGAUCCCCGCACCUCCAGCGCCGGCGGACGAGCCCGAACCGUCUGCGGCCGCGGUCGCGGUCGAGGUCGAGGCGGAGGUCGAGGCGGAGAGCUCCUCGAGCUCGGACAGCGAGGAGGAGACGGAUCGGGAGGGGUCGAAGGAGGAGGGCGAGCGCGAGGGGAGCGCGGAGAAGGACGAUGAGGAGGACGAUGAGGACGACGAGGAGGACGAGGAGGACCAGCACCGCAAGACGGCGCUCGGGGCGGGCGUCGAGCUCGUCAGCCGCCAUCGGGAUUGA
Messenger RNA from Heterobasidion irregulare TC 32-1, 3324 nucleotides. RefSeq lists its product as uncharacterized. The record is from RefSeq and is a predicted model, not a curated record. NCBI's taxonomy places the organism in Eukaryota, Fungi, Basidiomycota, Agaricomycetes, Russulales, Bondarzewiaceae. The transcript has 8 exons. The coding region runs from base 1 to 3324 and encodes 1107 amino acids.